UUGACACUUCAACAUUGACAAAAACAAAAAAUGGGCAGAGGAGGCUCUACGAGUUCUUCUUCAUCUUCAUCUUCUCUGUACCCGCAAAACAGAGACCUCAGCACAGAUCUUAGGCUUGGCCUUAGCAUCUCAGCCUCUCAUCAAAGGUCCGAUCCUUUCAUAACAGUCAAGCCAGGUGUAAAGAAAGCAGUAGCAGCAGAAGAAGAAAAUUAUUAUGAGUGCAAUAGUGCAACUUUCUUUGUUAAGGUUUACAUGGAAGGCAUUCCUAUUGGGAGAAAAUUAGACCUGUUAGCUCAUGAUGGUUAUCAUGAUCUAAUUAGGACCCUUGAUCAUAUGUUCAACACUACCAUUAUCUGGGCUGAGAUGGAUUGUGAACAUGCUGAGCAAUUCCAUGUUUUAACUUAUGAAGAUAAAGAAGGAGACUGGUUGAUGGUUGGGGAUGUUCCAUGGGAGAUGUUCUUAUCCUGUGUGAGGAGAUUGAAGAUCACAAGGGCAGAGAAUUACUGAUGCUUAGUUUGAGUUUCUGGUCCAUCCCAUUCUGAAGAAACAUGUUUGAGAAUGAUAGAUGUAAAUUCCUUUUAACAGAGAUAAUAUGAUAGAAGAAGAGAAGAUUUUAUCUUUUGGGUUGUAAAUUGCUUCCUCCAUGUUUGUGGUGUGAAAUGUGUAUAUUUAUUUUUGUUAGUUAUCCUUUCUUUUUAUCAAAGAUGUUAAUUUUGGUACAA
Molecule: messenger RNA, 722 nt
Organism: Jatropha curcas
Lineage: Eukaryota; Viridiplantae; Streptophyta; Magnoliopsida; Malpighiales; Euphorbiaceae
Product: auxin-responsive protein IAA30
Biological process (GO): regulation of DNA-templated transcription
Cellular component (GO): nucleus
Source: RefSeq, a predicted model, not a curated record